UCUCCAUCUCUACUUUGACUUACCAGCUUGAGCCUUCCAGCAAUGGAUCAUGGACCAACAGCAGAUGCCAAAGGUACUGAUGGGAAUGUACAAACAGAAGAAACUGCUCUCUUGAACCAUUGCACUCAGCAACCUCCAGAACCAACAGCAGGGUCUUCAAUACCUGCAAGAACAUGGAGGCAAAUAUUUGCUUGUCCUCCUCAGGGUUUAAUGGCCCGAGCAGUGACAAAUGUUGCAUUUGUGGUCCUGGUUUGGGCUGUGGUUUGGUCCAUAACUGGGGCUGAGUGUCUCCCAGGUGGAAAUCUCUUUGGAAUUCUGUUUCUUUAUUUCUUUGCUGUCAUCGGAGGUAAAAUUUUUGGAUUCAUUAAAAUACGAACACUACCCCCUCUCCCUGCUCUUCUGGGGAUGCUACUUGCUGGUUUCCUAAUCCGAAAUACCCCAUUCAUCAGUGACUUUGUCCAGAUAAAGCUACGCUGGUCUGCAGCACUGAGGAAUAUUGCUCUUUCCAUUAUCUUGACCCGAGCAGGACUUGGCCUGGAUCCAAAGGCUCUUAAGAAGCUCAAAGCUGUCUGUUUACGGCUCGCUUUCGGACCGUGCCUCUCAGAAACAGGCACAGCUGCUGUCCUUGCCUACUUGCUCCUGCCUUUGCCAUGGCAAUGGGGAUUUAUAUUAGGUUUUGUUCUAGGUGCAGUCUCCCCUGCUGUGGUGGUUCCCUCCAUGCUGAUUUUACAAGCUGGGGGAUAUGGGGUGGAGAAGGGUGUCCCAACUUUGCUGAUGGCAGCUGGCAGCAUCGAUGACAUUCUGGCUAUCACAGGCUUCAACACUUGCCUUGGGAUGGCUUUCUCCUCCGGUUCUACUCUGUACAAUGUGCUCCGUGGAGUGCUGGAGGUCGCUGUUGGCAUAGCAGCUGGGGGAAUUCUGGGAAUGUUUAUUCGAUACUUCCCAAGCCAUGACCAGGCAUCUUUGGCAUGGAAGAGAUCAUAUUUUGUACUUGGACUGUCCAUGUUUGCUGUUUUUGGCAGCAUCCACUUUGGCUUCCCUGGAUCAGGAGGGCUCUGCACAUUAGUCUUAGCUUUUGUUGCAGGUGUGGGAUGGUCUGAUGAAAAGAGGGAAAUAGAAAAAAUUGUGGCAGUUGCAUGGAAUAUCUUUCAACCUUUUCUUUUUGGUUUAAUUGGAGCAGAAGUAUCUGUUACAUCUCUUAGGCCUGAAACUGUUGGGCUCUGUGUUGCUAUAUUAGGCAUUGCCCUAGUUGUGCGAAUCAUAGCAACGUUCCUGAUGGUGUCUUUUGCUGGGUUUAAUUUCAAGGAGAAGCUGUUUGUCUCACUGGCAUGGAUUCCCAAAGCCACUGUCCAGGCUGCAAUAGGUUCUCUUGCCCUGGAUACAGCAAGACGACAUCAAGAUGAGCAACUGGAAAAGUAUGGAAUGGACGUUCUUACAGUAGCUUUCUUGGCUAUCUUGAUCACUGCUCCAGUUGGAGCCCUGGUUAUCGGCUUGGCAGGGCCCAGACUUUUGCAGAAGGCUCAGACAAAUAGCAAGGAGGAUGAGGAAGGUGCAGAGGUUGGAGAAGAGGCAGAGGCCUGAACCUUCAUAAGACAGACAACUACAGUAGUCUGGUCCUUCAACCCUGACACUUUUGUUGAGUAAAAAUGGCAUGUCUCUAAUCUUGCUGGAGGAACUUAAAACUAUCAGUUACCCCUGCUAUUUUUAAAGCAGCUCUGGUGGAGUUCUAUAAAAUAUUUUUUUGUGAUGAUGGUGCCUUGAGAUGAAAU
Molecule: messenger RNA, 1769 nt
Organism: Pseudopodoces humilis (Tibetan ground-tit)
Lineage: Eukaryota; Metazoa; Chordata; Aves; Passeriformes; Paridae
Gene: SLC9B2
Product: solute carrier family 9 member B2
Biological process (GO): proton transmembrane transport
Cellular component (GO): membrane
Molecular function (GO): antiporter activity
Source: RefSeq, a predicted model, not a curated record